AUGACCUCUCACGAUGUCCGCGAUGUUCUAAACCUCCCCUCCAACCACUCCGCCGCGCCCCGUGCAUCCAAAAAACAGAGAACCGGCGGAUCCCGACCAAACUUGAAGGGACUCGCACGCGAAGUGCAAAACCUUGGCGGCGACAACCCAAUCGCUAUCGUCCCCGAAGUAUCCUUCUUCAAAAAAAGGCGAUUUGCUAGCCGAAAACCGGCUACGCGAUGGGAAUUAAAGUCUUUUACAAACUCAGCACGGAGCGACGACGGCAGCCUUGUGCUUCGGCACUGGAAACGGAAGUCGGAGCAUGGUCCGCCGCCGGCACCUGCGCAGGAUGGUGAACCCGAGCAAAGUGAAGGCAUGGUAGUGGAGGGAGAGAGGAAAGACGACAAACCCGAGGACUCUUCGUUCGCCAAGUUCAACGUACGAGUUCCAGUACCGCAGUACAAUGAGGACCAAUAUCGAGCAAACCUCCAGAGCAAUGAGUGGACGAAGGAGGAAACCGACUACCUGCUAGAGCAGGCAAAGGAAUACGACCUGCGCUGGACCCUCAUCUGGGACCGGUAUGAGUUCCUUCCCGAACAUCCUCAGGGAGAGGAGGCCAACGGAACGAGCACAGCCAUGGUGUCGACACAGAAGCCGCGGACGAUGGAAGACCUCAAGGCACGCUACUACGAGGUUGCGGCGAAGAUGAUGGCAGUCCAGAAGCCAGCACAGUAUAUGACAAGACCCGAGUUCGAGCUCUACGAGAUGAUGCAGAACUUCAACGCCGAACAGGAGCAGAAACAGAAGGAGUUUGCCCUCAACACGAUGGCACGCUCUAAGGACGAGGCCCGCGAAGAGGAGUCUCUGCUCCUUGAAAUCAAGCGCAUUCUCGCGCGCACAGAGCGCUUCAACGAGGAGCGCCGCGAACUGUACCAGCGCCUUGACUAUCCGGCCACAGACUCGGAUAUCAACUCCUUCAAGAGCUCAGCCGGCCUACAAGCCCUCCUGCAAAACCUCAUGUCCACCGACAAGUCCAAAAAGCGCAAGAGCAUCCUCGGCCCCGGCGACGGCGUCAGCCCGGGCGGUGCCGUCCCAGGCAGCGCAGUGUCUGAAGGCCCAGGGCACAACCGGCGCGAGAGCAUCGCGGCCGCCACCGCCAACCGUCGCGACUCGGACGUACGCGCCGGCGCCGGUGCCGGUGCCGGGGCGCGCGUGUCCGCCGAGCCCACCCCGACGUCCGCCACCUCGGCAGGCGCGACGGCGGGCAACAAAAAGAAGGGCGGCGCGGCGGCCGCGCAGCCGGAGCGCCGCAAGCUGUCGGCGCACGAGGAGCAGGUCUACGGCGUGCAGUACCACGACCGCCUCGGCAGCGGGCCGACCUUCCGCUACGAGCGCAUUAACAAACUCUACAGCCACAAGUCGGGCCAGCAGCAGCUGCGCAUGACCAACGCCCUCGCCGAGCUCGACGUGCCCCCGCGCCUCGUCAUGCCCACCGCCGCCGUCACCGCCCAGUUCGAGGUCCUCUGGAGCGCCGUCGCCGCGCUUGUCGACGCCCGCAAGCUGAGCGAUAAGCUGGAGGGCGAGAUCAAGCUGGAGGAGGCGAAGCGGGCGGAGAGGGCGCGCGCGCGCGAGGUGUUGGGGUCAGAUGGUGAGGGGGAGGGAGGGGGAGAGGGAGAGGGGGACAAGGGGGAUUCGCGCAAGGAAAAGAAGGGGGGUGCGAAUGGCGAGGCGGCCGAUGAGCCGCAGGAGGAGGAGGAACAGUCUGCUGCUGCUGCUGUGGGGGAUAAAACGGGUGAGAUUAAGGAGGAGCCCGGGUCGGAGAAGAAGAAGGAGAAGGCGACGAGCUCGAGGCCCGACAGUAGCAGCGGGGCACGGAAACGGAGUGCGAGCGUGCUGAGUGCGGCGAGCGAUAAGAGCGCGAAGAGGCAGAAGAAGUAG
Chaetomium globosum CBS 148.51 is the source of this 1917-nucleotide messenger RNA. RefSeq lists its product as uncharacterized. The record is from RefSeq and is a predicted model, not a curated record. Lineage: Eukaryota; Fungi; Ascomycota; Sordariomycetes; Sordariales; Chaetomiaceae. The transcript has a single exon. Gene Ontology annotation, cellular component: Swr1 complex; NuA4 histone acetyltransferase complex. Gene Ontology annotation, biological process: DNA repair; chromatin remodeling; negative regulation of transcription by RNA polymerase II. Bases 1 to 1917 code for a protein of 638 amino acids. Gene Ontology annotation, molecular function: transcription corepressor activity.